CUGGCCGGAAGGUUACCUCCCACGUUCGUCAAAACGUCGCAUCCGGUACUGGCGAUAGCCGUCAACCCACCCACCGCCUUGCCCCAAGCCGCCACCGCCAACGACCUCCGGUGGCAGCCCUCUCUCGACUUUGACACCGACGGCUGCUACAACGUCCCAGCCAUUGGCGCCGACGGCACCAUCGCCCAAGGCCUCCCUCACAACUUCGUCUCUCCCUCCUCCGACUGCCGCGACCCGUCCGACCUGGACAACAACAAUGUCUACUCGCGACAGCGCUGCAAUGCCAACGGCUGGUGCAUUUAUCUCUAUGACUACUACUUCGAGAAGGACGUAGCCAUCCCCUACCUGCUGGAUGUGGGCCAUACCCACGACUGGGAGCACAUCGCCGUCUGGGUGGACGCAAACAACAAAGCCCAGUACGUUGCCGCCUCUCGGCACGGCGGCUACCAGAUCAAGGCCGCCGCUGAUGUCAGGUGGGAUGGGGAGCAUCCCAAAAUAGUCUACCACAAGGAUGGGGCGAACACGCACUGCUUCCGGUUCGCGGACGCGGCGGAUGAUGCCAUUGAGAAUGCUAAGGGCGUCUGGUUCAGGGGCCCAUUGGUUUCGUAUAAUGGGUUUCCGGCAGGGAUUAGGGACCUGUUGUAUGCGCACGAUUUUGGGAAGGCGAAUAUUGCGCUCAAAGACUCGGCGUUUCCGGGGAAUAUCAUGAGUGCGAAGCCGGCUGCUAUCACUUUCGAUGCAUAUGUAGAUGCCUUGGGGUCGCCAGGGUACCCUUAG
Molecule: messenger RNA, 777 nt
Organism: Neurospora tetrasperma FGSC 2508
Lineage: Eukaryota; Fungi; Ascomycota; Sordariomycetes; Sordariales; Sordariaceae
Exons: 2
Source: RefSeq, a predicted model, not a curated record